AUGACAUCGAAAGUCCCCGAAUUCAUCCUCCUGUGUCAAGACGCAGCCUUCAUAACAGCCUUUAACGAAGCCCUGAGUCACCUCUGGCCGGGGUACAAUCCGGACAAUAUCAAAAUCACCACACUCAACGAGCGCCUAAACAGCCUUCCGCCGUCAACAAAAUUCGACCUGAUCGUCUCCCCAGCGAACUCUUACGGGCGUCUAGAUGGCGCGUUUGACCACGCUAUCUCGAGAACAUUCAGCCCGCCCAAGGAUUACCAUGCUCUUACUCGUGCGGCGCAGCUAGUUCUCUACGACAGAUGGCGAGGCUUUGCACCGCCUGGUACAUGCACCUUAGUUGAGUUCCCAGAGGAACUGAAGGCAAACGACUUGGGCUGUAAAUGGGUAGCGCUGUGUCCGACGAUGCGGGAGCCGGAGGAUGUUAACUGGGAUCGCGAGGUUGUGUAUGAGUGUAUCUGGAGUCUACUGUGCCAACUCGAAGGUCAUAACCGAGGGUCCUCUGAGCCGAUUGAAACGGUUCUCAUGGCGCCGUUGGCGGCUGGUAUUGGGAAAGUGAGUAAGGAGCGCUGGGCGGCUCAGACUGUCACGGCGAUGAGGCAUUUUAUUGAAGCGGUUGAGAGACCUGAUAUUUGGAGUUCGUUGCAGUGGGAUACCAUUGAGAAGAUUUGUGAUGAUGUAUCGGCGACCUGGAAGGAGAAAUAA
Molecule: messenger RNA, 702 nt
Organism: Penicillium atrosanguineum
Lineage: Eukaryota; Fungi; Ascomycota; Eurotiomycetes; Eurotiales; Aspergillaceae
Exons: 1
Coding region: 1-702 (233 amino acids)
Source: RefSeq, a predicted model, not a curated record